Messenger RNA from Anopheles funestus (African malaria mosquito), 1374 nucleotides. RefSeq names its product protein takeout-like. NCBI's taxonomy places the organism in Eukaryota, Metazoa, Arthropoda, Insecta, Diptera, Culicidae. The record is from RefSeq and is a predicted model, not a curated record. The coding region runs from base 346 to 1095 and encodes 249 amino acids. The transcript has 4 exons.
CAUCGGCGAUAGUAGCGUUCGUUGUGCGUUCGAUUUCGCAGCCAAGCCCACUCUCUCGUUCUUCUGCAACCGGCGGAGUGUUUAUUGUUUUUUUUCGGCACCAAAGGUACUGCAAGUCAUUGAAGAAAAGUGAGAGUGUGGUUUCCGUUCUUUCCAAUCGUGCGAAAAAGAAAGAGCAAGGAAUCGGAAUCGAAACCGUUCGACGCAACGAAAGCUUUGCUGGUACGCCGCAAGUUCACGGUCACGGUCAGUCGCAGCCAGGAAGUUUGUGAAGUGGGCGUACGUGAGUUUAUCCGAGUGAGUAAAAGAAAGUGAAAUUAUUCCAUCCAAGACGUGUCUGGAGAUAUGCUGCAAAUGGCGAAAAUGGUGUGGAUCGGUCUAACGGCGCUCAUUUGCAUCGCGGGAACCUUUGCCGCUGUCCCCUCCUCCAUUAAAGUAUGCUCGAGGAACGAUCCCGACCUGAACCGUUGUAUCACCGAGUCCGUCAACGAUCUGCGACCACGGCUGGCGACGGGCAAAAUUUCCGAUGAGUUCCGAAUUCCCCCACUGGAACCGCUCGCCCUAUCCACCGUCAACAUGGACCGGGGGGCAGAGUUUAAGGCCACCUUCAGUGAACUGCUCGUGUCCGGGCCGAGCAAGUUCAAGAUCGACAACUUGAAGGUAAACAUCGAAAAGCUAAUCUUCGACUUCAACAUCUUCCUGCCGAAGCUGUCUUUCAAGGGAAAGUAUGACCUUAAGAUCAAGCUGCUAUUGCUGAACAUUGCCGGCGUUGGUGAUCUUACCGGAGUUAUUGAAAACAACCACGCGCGUGUGAAGCUGUUGUGCGAAAAGUACACCAAGGAUGGUAAAGAGUAUAUUCGCGUGAAGAAGCUACUGGUGCGCAUCGAGAUCGAGAAGGGUCGGUUCGACAUGAAGGACCUGUUCCGUGGUGAUCCGGUCCUCAGCCAAGCCGGCAACCAGUUCAUCAAUGAAAACUCAAGACUCUUCCUGGACGAGCUGACACCCGGGCUGGAGCGCAGCCUUUCGGACACCUUUAAGUCAACGGCAAACGAGAUCAUGCAGCAGGCUGCCUUCGAUGAGAUCUUCCCGGCGUAAGCGAGGUUCGGCUUUGCUGACAGCCGUGAGUGAGUGAUGAUCUGUGAUUUAGGGUGUGCACGGGUCGUUUCAUCUGUCAACUCCAAGAGAUGACAAACUGAUGCGCGGUGCGCAUUCGUUCGAGUAACCUUAGUGAUGUACCUUUGUAGCUCUGUAGCAGCAUGUCCAGUACCUUGAGCGGUACUCCAACCGGGGGGAAUAAUAUGGUUGUUUUACAAUAAACUUAGUACCGUGGAAAUGCGCUUCAUCGAGUGCAACGGCACUCGGAAGCGGAAGUAA